Penicillium macrosclerotiorum is the source of this 414-nucleotide messenger RNA. RefSeq lists its product as uncharacterized. NCBI's taxonomy places the organism in Eukaryota, Fungi, Ascomycota, Eurotiomycetes, Eurotiales, Aspergillaceae. The transcript has 2 exons. The coding region runs from base 1 to 414 and encodes 137 amino acids. The record is from RefSeq and is a predicted model, not a curated record.
AUGUCAACCAAUAUUCCCAAGACACUUGUCCAAUAUGUCUAUCGUCUUUGUCGUCGUCUCCAUAUCUCGUGUGUCCCGAGCCUGCUCGCUUACCCCGCCAUCAACACAACCUCUCCCCCACGCGAUCAGAUAGCUGUCAGUGUGGAAAUACGGAUCUCAGACGCGAUAGCGGAAUACUUGUCCUUAAUAAGUGUCAUCAUGCCUUCCAUCUCACGUGUCUUACCUCUUGGUUUGAAUACCAGCGGUAUAGAUGCCCAAUUUGCCAAGCCUCUUAUUCUCCUGCAGAUGCUGUACGAAGAUAAACUUCCGUUAAUUUUGCAAGAAUUCUUUGAUGUAUAUCAUUAUUUCAAAUUGACCUUUUUAUAUCAAUGUAUAUUGACUGUGGGACUUACGCCACCGGAGAGUUUGCUGUGA